Vigna unguiculata (cowpea) is the source of this 1227-nucleotide messenger RNA. RefSeq names its product Calcium-binding EF hand family protein. The record is from RefSeq and is a predicted model, not a curated record. Lineage: Eukaryota; Viridiplantae; Streptophyta; Magnoliopsida; Fabales; Fabaceae.
GAUUCCUUCAAAGUAUUAACGUAAGUUUGAUUUCAUAGUAUAUUACUGUGCCUUAAAUCUAUCACCACAACCACAUAUACAAACAGCUUCAAAUCUGAGAGACUUGUUUUUGGUAUCACAGCAUGGGACAAGUCUUUGACAAGUUAGAUGGUAAGGAGUGGAGGAAAAGGCAAAUAAGAAGGAUAACAGAUCGAGUUUUUGAAAAAGUACAGAAUCAAAAGGAAAGUGAUAAGUUGAGUUUUGAAGAUCUGUAUAUUGCUGUUUUACUCGUGUACAAUGACAUCAACAAGUAUAUACCUGGUCCCCAUUUUGACCCUCCAUCAAAAGCCAGAGUCAUAGAACUCAAAGAGAAAUGUGAUAUCAACCUUGAUGGGGAUAUUGACCGUGAAGAAUUUUUUGAUUUCAUUCUGCAAAUGACAGCUGAUACAUUCACUGUUGUUAGCCAAAAACUUAUUGUCACUUUGGUUGUAGCACCAACAGUUGCAGUGGCAACAAAGAAAGCCACUGAGGGUGUUCCAUGUGUUGGGAAAGUGGUGAAGAAGAUACCAAAUUCAGUUUAUGCUUCCCUUGUAACCAUUGCAGCUGUGUGGUUCCAGAAAAAGGCUCAAAGUUCUUCACUUUAGCCAUUGCUCAUCAAGUCUUUCACACAGAAUGGUUGAAUUCUCUGGAUUGUGCACAUAGGAUUGACACUGUUUCCAUGUUAGAUAUAAAAUGGCAGUUGAUAAAAAGGUUAAGUAUGUUUUUGUUUGUAAACUAUAAGGCAGAUUUGAUAUUCGUUUCUAUCUCAAACUUUGAUCCUGUUAGGUUGUUAUACUUAAGAAAGGCACGGAUGUAGUUAUUUUCGUCCAACGACGUUAAUUGUCUUUGGAUGUGACAAACGAAAAACUAGUUGGAUGCAAUCCACAAGUUUUCCUACUAUCAUGUGAUUUGCAGUUUGUCAUGCCAGAAAACAAUUAACCCGUUGGGUGAGGAAGACUACACUCAUGCAUGUCUUAAAUAUGAGGACCUAACAAUAUCAAAGUUUGUCAUAGGAUGAAAAUCAAAACCAUGUCAUAGUUUAGGGACAAAAACAUAAUUAACUUUUUAUUAAAUCAAUGAUUAAGUUUCACAUUUUGGACAAUAGACCAACUCUUGAAUUCUUCUGUGGAAGGUUAUGUAAUAUGCAUGUAAAUAAACUUUGUUCUAUAAAAUUGUAUACAAUUAUAUAACCAUUUUCUUUCAUUUUUA